This is a messenger RNA of Hipposideros armiger (great roundleaf bat), 2474 nucleotides long. RefSeq names its product hydroxysteroid 17-beta dehydrogenase 14 (gene HSD17B14). The transcript is spliced from 9 exons. The record is from RefSeq and is a predicted model, not a curated record. Gene Ontology annotation, biological process: steroid catabolic process. NCBI's taxonomy places the organism in Eukaryota, Metazoa, Chordata, Mammalia, Chiroptera, Hipposideridae. Gene Ontology annotation, cellular component: cytosol. The coding region runs from base 102 to 914 and encodes 270 amino acids. Gene Ontology annotation, molecular function: estradiol 17-beta-dehydrogenase [NAD(P)+] activity.
AGUUCCUAUUUAAGGUUUGAGCCCACGGUCUCACCCGACUUUGGAGGUGGAAAGAGGCCUAGAGUGAGUGACAGAGGGCGAGACAGGCUGACUUACACGGGAUGGCCACGAGAUCGCGGUAUGCGGGGAAGGUGGUCAUUGUGACCGGGGGCGGGCGCGGCAUCGGAGCCGGGAUCGUGAGAGCCUUCGUGGAAAGCGGGGCCCAAGUGGUUAUCUGUGACAAAGAUGAGUUAGGGGGCCAGGCUCUGGAGCAGGAGCUUCCUGGAACUGUGUUUCUUCUCUGUGAUGUGACUCAGGAGGAAGAUGUGAGGACUCUCAUUUCUGAAACUGUCCGCCGUUUUGGCAGCCUGGAUUGUGUGGUCAACAAUGCUGGCUACCAUCCUCCUCCGCAGUGGCCCGAGGAGACCUCUACCCAGGGCUUCCGGCAGCUACUGGAGCUGAACCUGCUGGGGACAUACACCUUGACCAAGCUCGCCCUCCCCCACCUGCGGAAGAGCCACGGGAAUGUCAUCAACAUCUCCAGCCUGGUCGGGGGGAUUGGCCAGUCCCAGGCAGUUCCUUAUGUGGCCACUAAGGGGGCGGUAACAGCCAUGACCAAAGCCUUGGCCCUGGAUGAGAGUCAAUAUGGCGUCCGCGUCAACUGCAUCUCCCCAGGAAACAUCUGGACCCCACUGUGGGAGGAGCUGGCAGCCUCAACACCUGACCCCAAGGCCACAGUCCGAGAGGGCACAAUGGCUCAACCCCUGGGCCGCAUGGGCCAGCCAGCUGAGGUGGGGGCUGCAGCGGUGUUCCUGGCCUCCGAAGCAAGCUUCUGCACAGGCAUCGAGUUGCUAGUGACCGGGGGUGCAGAGCUGGGGUAUGGGUGCAAGGCCAGGUGGAGUGUCCCCCUGGAGGCCCCUGUCACCCCUUUCUGAUUUUCCACAUUUCCACCUGGGCUUCCCUGACUAGGACUCUCCCACCUCAAACUCAGUCUCCCAAAUUCCAGCUUCUGCCCUCUGCCUUUCAGGUGUAGCUCCCCACUCUAGACAUUAAGCCCACUAACCAAUGUGCCAAACCGCCUCACAGGGUCCCAAAAAAGCAAUUUACAACUAGAAGGAGAAGGGCAUCAUUACAUUUAUUUUCCGUCCUUUAUGAGCCCUGUCACACCAGGAACCCUUCCCACCCACCCGUGCCCCACGCAUGGCCUCGACCCGAGGCACUACAACUCCCAGCAGGCCCUGCAGCAGGAGCCUCUCCCCAGGGGCUCCUGGGAAAAGAGUUGCAGGUUGGCUUCUCCAGUGCCCUAGUUAAAAGGUCCGCAGGGGAGAGCAAAUUAAGCUCUAAUUAGGAGAUAAUGAGGAGGUGAAGCAAAAGGGCCUCUUUUUAUUCUUGGCCUUUAGGGGAAAAGAGUUUUGACCUCACUGCCUGCGGAGUAGGAGGGUGGCCUGCGCCAAAAUUCUGAGGGAAGAGGAAACUGGGGAUUGAGACUCCUGAGACAGAGGGAAGAGCUGGGGUCCGGAAUCCUGGGGGAGGAGGACUGGGGUGGAGAGUUGGAAAGUGGGAGCUGUGGACUCCCUGACUGGGGAGGCUAACCCAGAAUUCCCCCUCGUGGGGCGCUGGGCCCAGUCCCGGGUGUGUUCCUCAGGUGAUGCUGCGGAUUGGCCGCGGCUGGGGGUGUGAGGCAAUCGCUGAUUGGCCAAGGAAGUUUUGCGGGUGCCGCACCCCUGCAAGCCUCAGUGAAGUGGUAGGGGAGGAGGGAAGAAAAACGGAGACAUCCUGCGGGUGGAAUUUUGGAAUUUAACUACCUGGGGGCCUGGGAUUGUUCGGCUGGAGGACAGAAUCUGGGGACAAAAUGUCCCAGGGUAGAAUUAGAGGCACAGUGGCUUAAGGACUGGAGUUUGAAGAUACAGCAGGAACAAUAGUUUGGUGUCACACUAACCUGGAUGCAGGAGUUGCGGGAACUCUGACCACGGAAGGUUUGGGCGGCACAGUGACUGAGGAACAAUUGGCUAACUCUGCCUCUGGGGGUCCAGAAGUUAGGGAGACACUCAAGAAGGGGCAUAACCAGGAAAUCCUGUUCUAGGAGCUGUUCUUAGAGGCUUUUUGAUGAAUUGGGGGAUUGAAAAGUUUCGGGCCCCAAUAAUGAAAGGGACUGGAAGGAGACAUGGUGAACCGUGUGUUUUUAUUUUUUAAAAAGUUACAAAGACAACACAGAUAUUCUCAUUGGAAAGAAAAACUAUUCAAACAGGGUUUGACGGCAACCCCUUCAUCCCUACCUGCUAUCCUAUUCAGAGGCCUUUUCUCAAAGUCCUGUCCCUUUUCAUUUACAUGCUAUGCACCCACCGACAUGUAUAGUGUGCUUUUUCCUUUUCAUCAAGGAAUCGAGAUCUGCAGAGGUUGCUGUUCCUUGCCUUUCAAUCUCUCUUACCCCGGGCUGCUUUUCCUCACUACAGCUUCGUAGCAGAACCUAUUAAAAUGCAUUUUUGAAAAACAAA